This is a messenger RNA of Capronia coronata CBS 617.96, 693 nucleotides long. RefSeq lists its product as uncharacterized. Lineage: Eukaryota; Fungi; Ascomycota; Eurotiomycetes; Chaetothyriales; Herpotrichiellaceae. The transcript is spliced from 2 exons. Bases 1 to 693 code for a protein of 230 amino acids. The record is from RefSeq and is a predicted model, not a curated record.
AUGGUGUACAACGUCCCCCCGGAGGAAAGCGAGCCCGUCGUCACCAACCACAUCAACGGCACCACCGAAGAGAUCCUCGCUCGAUACUGCAUUACCGAACUGUGCAAGGGCUGGCCGGUAUACCGUGACGCUUCCGAAUGGCAGAACUACCGCAGCCUGUUCACCAAGGAGGGCGCAUAUGUUUGGACCACAUGGUCCGGUGGCCUCUCCAUUGAAGACUUCAUCAAGGUCUCGAUCAAAGGCCGCGCCAACGGCGACUUCAUCAUGCACCGUGAGAACGGCACGCUCGCCAACGUCAACCUUGCCAAACAGCGAGGCGUGGGCAAGAUGAAGGCGACCAUCACCCAACGGUUCACCAUCCAAGACAUCCCCGUCGACGUCGAGUGCGACUGUCGAUUCAUCUUCUUCUGCAAGAUCGAGGACGGCGAGUGGAAGACCCAGUUCGUCAAGCUGUUCUACGAGAAGGACAAGAUGAUCCCCGUCGACGGCAAGACCGUGCCCCAUUUCCCCAAGGAGGAGCUGCAGAAGUAUACCGAGGGCUACCAGUAUCUGGCCGUGGCGCAGAACAGCUUGGGCCACCCGAUCUUGAACGACUUGCCCAACGCUGGUAACAAGGGCUGGUAUGAUAUGUACGAGGCUAUGGCUUCUUGGUUGCAGGGCGAAGAGAUCGAUCUUUUCUGGGAGAAGAAGUGA